GUUUGUGUAUUUGUGUGUGUAUUUUCAAAUUGAAAUGAAAACAAUGUUUUAAAAAUUUUAUGUUCAUCAUGAAUGGUUUCAUACCAAAUACAUUGAAUCAUGUUGUUGGUGGUGGUCAACAACAACAAGCUCCUGGACCACCACCGCAACAACAACCGGUUAUUGUUAUGAAUGGAGCCAUACCAAAUCAUCUUCAUCAUAAUCAACAACAUCAAAAUCAUUUACCAAAUGGUUUUCAUCAUCAUCAUCAACAGCAACAACAACAACAACAACAACAACAGCAUCCUGUUGUUCAUUAUGUACAGCAUCCAAAUCCACAACAACAACAACAAGGUCAACCUCAAUUGAUAAUUCCAAAUGGAAAUGUGAUACAUUUGGCUCCAAGCCCACAACCACCACCACCACCAUUGCCAUCAUUACAGCAACAAGGCGAAAUUUAUGUACAAAGACAGCCAAGAAUAAUGAUGGUUAAUGGUGGUAUAUCUGGUGCCAUUUUACCUAAUCAAUCACAACAACAGCAACAACAAUCAAAUAUUCGAUUGGCUCCAAGAGCCCAACAACAACAACAACGUAUGAUUCGUUUAACUACAAACGGAACAUAUGCAGCAACUAAUAAUAAUAAUGGUAACGGUAAUGUUACCGCUAUUAUUGGAACCAAUAAUGGUAUUAAUGGUUUACGAACACCACCAAUAUCAACAACAUUAAUAUUAACAAAACAACCACCACCAAAAUGUAUACUUUGUUGUUUAGCUUGUUUUGGUAUGGAAUCAUUAUGGUUUAAUCCUAAUUUCCAUUUUUCAAGAGUUAUCGCAUUAAUAUGUAACAUUUUAGUUGAUUUAUUGAUGAUAUUAUGUUUAUUAUCAACAAAUUGGUUAACAACAAUAAAAUAUCGUCAAGGUCUUUGGCAAUAUUGUAUAGAUAUUGAUUCACCACGUCCAUUACCAUUUGGUCUUGAUGAUCAUGAUGGUUGCCAUUGGGGACGUAAUGCUGCUUAUAUAAAAUUAUCUGGAUUUUUUGCUGUAGCAUGUUUUUUAUUGGCAAUCAUUGCAACAAUAUUAACUUCAUUCGGUCUAUCAUCUCGUGAUCCAAAUAAAAAAUAUACAUUUUAUCGUUUUGCAUUGUACAUUAAUCUUGGCGCUUUGUUAGCCAUAAUUGUUUCAUUAACAUUAUAUCCGGCCUUUUUUUAUUCCGAAUUACAUCAUACAAAUAUGGUACCAUCAAAUCGUCCACAUUGGUAUUUUGGUUGGGCAUAUGGUGUUGGUUGGGGUGCGGCAAUAUUUUUAAUUGGUGCCAUUCUUCUAUUAGUAUGCGAUAAAGAAACUGAAGAAAUUUAUUAUCAAGAACGUACUAUUGUACAUGCUAAUAAUGGUGGUGCCAGUAAUCAUUUAUUACAACAUCAACAUCAACAUCAGUUAACGAAUAAUCAUCAUCAUUCAAAUAAUCAUCAACAAUCGAUCAAAGCUUGAUUGAAAGAAACAAAUGAAAGAAUGUCCUCCUUCUUCUUCUUAUUCCUUUUUCUGUCAUCAACAUUAUCAACAUUAUUUCCAUCCUUUUUUCCUUCACCUACCUCUCUCUUUUGAUUAUUUGCCAUAUUACACGAUAUAACAACCAACCAACCAUCAUUAUAAUAUUGACGGAUAGAGUAAGGUGAUGAUGAUGAUGAUGAAUUUUUUUUUAGAGAUAAAUUUAUUUCCGGUGAUGAAUUUUUUAAAUUAUAAGCGUGGGUAGGUGUUUGCGUAUGUAAAUUGAAACAGUGUUUGUUUGUGUGUGUGUGUAGGUGUUAAAUUUGUUGAUUUUUUGAUAUAAAUAUUGUCUGUGUGUGUGUUUAUUUGCUUCUGUUUUUCGUUUUGGUUUUCAUUUUGUAUCUGGUUAUAAUAAACGCUGGUUAUAACAUUAUCAUUGAUGAUAAUGGAAUUUAUUUUUAUCUUUUUUUCCAU
This is a messenger RNA of Dermatophagoides pteronyssinus (European house dust mite), 1937 nucleotides long. Its product is annotated as transmembrane protein 47. NCBI's taxonomy places the organism in Eukaryota, Metazoa, Arthropoda, Arachnida, Sarcoptiformes, Pyroglyphidae. The record is from RefSeq and is a predicted model, not a curated record. Gene Ontology annotation, biological process: cell-cell adhesion. Gene Ontology annotation, cellular component: membrane; cell-cell junction.